This is a messenger RNA of Bombyx mandarina (wild silkworm), 2716 nucleotides long. RefSeq names its product Activating transcription factor 3 (gene Atf3). Gene Ontology annotation, molecular function: RNA polymerase II cis-regulatory region sequence-specific DNA binding; DNA-binding transcription factor activity, RNA polymerase II-specific. NCBI's taxonomy places the organism in Eukaryota, Metazoa, Arthropoda, Insecta, Lepidoptera, Bombycidae. The record is from RefSeq and is a predicted model, not a curated record. Gene Ontology annotation, cellular component: nucleus. Gene Ontology annotation, biological process: regulation of transcription by RNA polymerase II.
GCGCGCACUCUGUUUACAGCGCGGCGGUGUGGCCGGCAAGCGCACGCAUCCGACUCGUUUAUAUCGCGCGGUACCGAUUUCCCUGACGGCUUCCGAGCUGCAUCAGCAUAUCUGGUGUUUUUCUCACUACUCACCAGUCGUCACAAGUGACAGACAUACCGAAAACCGUCAGUCGGCUAACGUACAUCGCGUACCAUAGAGAAGUUUCAGCGCGGCUCAUAAAAAUUCGGUGUUUUCGACGGAUGCGAUGAAUAAAUUUUGCAAAUCGAGUUUGUGUGUCGAAAAGGUCCGUGAGAGCAAUGUUUUGAUCGGCCGGCUGGAAGUGGAAGUGCCGGGUUGUGUGGACGCGAUACGAUUCGCGAUUAUCUUGAUCUGUGUGAAAUUAAGGUUUUUUCGGGAGGUGCUCGACCGAGUCUUCCACAAGGAGGCGGCCUGGAGUCCAGCCACGGCGUCUCCUGUUUACCAGCGCCCCGCACUUAGCACGUGCUAAGGUCCAAUUACAAAAGUUACCCGUGAAGACUUCUGUUAGAGGAGACUUUCAAGUGCCAUUCGUACCCAGUUUACCAGACAGUGAUCUAGUGAUAGUGUUUACCCGUGAUAUUUAGACUUAGUCUAAAGUGUUAGUACCAAUAAUUUUGUUUGAAAAGUUACCAAAAUAAAUAAAUAAAAAGCAACAAAACUGGCUCCUUACAAGGAUAUAAUGAACGCAACGAGCAUGAGCUCUACUAUACCGACAAUUAAAUGUGAGGAUACUUCGCCAUCGCCGGUUGCUUUAGGAUCUGACGGAGAAAGUGGAACAUACAAUUUGAGUGUUAAUGUGAAUCUAAGUGCUGCUAUGAUAAACAUGCUGACCGCCGAGGGAACAAAUACUACGCUUCGUACGCCGGAGAUUGUAAACGAUGUCAUCACCAUGACAAACCCCCUGGACCAGUAUAAUUACGAAAAGAAUUCCAGUUUCAAGAACGGAAGCGGAAAUGACUCCAACUCUUCGAUGUCUAAUGGCUCGUCGGCCACAUCACCGUCUUCAAGCACUCCGCCCAGCAUACAGAAGACGUGCUCGGAACUUAUUAAGGCUGGCCUGAAACUGUCCAUUGAAUCGAAACGCAAAAUGUCCGGUAGCGAUACAGACGUCAGCGUGAAACGACUCAAAAAGGAAGAAAGCGAUGAAGAUUACGAUAGCAGUCACACGCAACAAGCCAAAAAUGAAGGGAACAACAGGACGACCGAUAGCCAUCAGGAACUGUGUGAUCUACUUGACUCAAUGUAUACGGGAAAGCUAACACCGGAAGACGAAGAACGGAGGCGGCGUAGAAGAGAACGGAAUAAAAUCGCGGCUACAAAAUGCAGAAUGAAGAAACGGGAGAGAACCGUCAACUUGGUCACGGAGAGCGAGGUCCUCGAAAACCAGAAUAUUGAUCUCAAAGCACAACUGAAGGAUUUGGAAGUUCAGAAGCGGCAGUUGAUUGACAUGCUGUCGCUGCACGCCGCUUCGUGUGUCAAGAACAAUUCAACCACGAGGCAAUCGCCUACAAUGCAGUACAACAUGAUUCGUUCUUACGAUUCUCCAUCAACAUUCCCCUCUUCGUUUGAAGCACACUCGCCAUACAUCCGACCCGAGUCCGCGAACAUACUCGCAUCAAGUUACACUUGCGCUACGCCGAUAGGUGAUUCUUCGGUGGACACGAUUUCAUCGCUGGACUCUAUUUACCCGGCGCAGCAGUUGAUUGAACAAGAAUACAACAGGCCCGACAGCGUCCUUAGCCUAACUCCAACCUCGGAUCCCAAUUUCGUGACCACAGACGGGUUCCUGCCCAAAGCCACGAACCUCCUCAUUCCGAUUGACGCAGAGCAGGAAUACUACGAUCCUGAUGUGAAUUAUAACUUGGCGAGCAAUCAACAGUGCCAUACUUAUCCCGGAUCGGCUGCAGAUGCGCAGACUAAAAUCAACAACGGCCUGAACGAUGGGUGUCUCGUUUAGUUUCGGACACAUCCGUCGAUCACAGUUCAUUUUUGUCGGGUCCAAAAUUUCUUUCGACACGUAUACGUAUAUUUUAAGCUUUGGAUAUAAAAUUCGAAAUAGAGUAUCACCGUUUAAUUGUAAUUCGCCUUGUCUUCUUUUAUAUACUAAAAAGUGUCGCACGAAAAAUCACAUAAUCUGGUAGUGACGUGAAUUGAUCGUAAAAAUUGAUAUUUACCAUUCAUCAGUGUGUCAUGUGCCGUAAAUAAGUCAUAAUAGACGUUCUAUUACAUAGUUCAUUAAAAUUGUUGUCAAUAAAACCGUUUUAUCUCGUAAAUAACAAAAACAUAAAAGUUAAAUGGACGGAGAAUUUAUUUCGAAACGCAUUCGUAUGUCUACUGUGUAGAGCAACAAUGUAGAGUUAGUGUGAUGCCUGUUAUAACUGCGAUUUUUUUGUCGUAAGAAAUAAGAUGUUUUUGUGUAAAAUUCAAGGUGCUUCUAAUUUCAACACUAAAGCAUUGAAAUGAGAUUUGUUUAUUGUUAAAACGCGUUGUGAGAAGUCACAUUUACUGUCUUAUAACAUUCAGAUGUGAGCUGUGAAACAGUUCUUUAGGUAGGUCCAUUAAAAUAUAUUAUUUAGAUGUUAAAACCUAACAAUUACCAUGUUUGUUUUAAUUUCUUUCAAGUUCUAUAAUUUUGCUUUGAUUCGUUUUAAAAUGUUUGGUUUUUGAAAGAUCUGAUUAUUUUUGUAUGGUGCAA